CGACGUUAUCGCGCACCGUACGUACGAGCCUGGAGGGUGAACUGGGAGGUGGUGUCCAUCUUAUUUACACCCCGCGAGAUACCUCAAUUUUAGCUCUGUCAUAAUUUAACAGGAGCAGAAAAGCUGAAGACGGGCCUCCAGAGAUGAGCAGUUCAGAAGAAGUGUCAUGGAUCUCCUGGUUCUGUGGGCUGAGGGGAAAUGAAUUUUUCUGUGAGGUGGAUGAGGACUACAUCCAGGACAAGUUCAAUCUGACGGGGCUCAACGAGCAGGUUCCCCACUACCGCCAGGCGCUGGACAUGAUCCUGGACCUAGAACCAGAUGAGGAGUUGGAGGACAACCCCAACCAGAGCGACCUGAUCGAGCAGGCAGCGGAGAUGCUGUAUGGCCUCAUUCAUGCACGCUACAUCCUCACCAAUCGGGGAAUCGCACAGAUGUUGGAGAAGUACCAGCAGGGAGACUUCGGAUAUUGCCCUCGGGUCUAUUGUGAGAAUCAGCCUAUGCUUCCUAUUGGACUUUCGGACAUCCCAGGAGAGGCCAUGGUGAAGCUGUACUGCCCAAAGUGCAUGGACGUCUACACACCCAAAUCGUCCCGGCACCACCACACAGAUGGAGCCUAUUUUGGCACUGGCUUCCCCCACAUGCUCUUCAUGGUUCACCCUGAGUACAGGCCCAAGAGGCCCGCCAACCAAUUUGUCCCAAGGUUGUAUGGCUUCAAGAUCCACCCCAUGGCCUACCAGCUCCAGCUGCAGGCAGCCUCCAGCUUCAAGAGCCCCGUCAAGGCCAUCCGCUAGAGCAACACCGGUCCGACACAGAGAGAGUGAGGCUGGAUAGAGGAAAAAAAGACAAAAAGGAGAGAAUUGAUUGUCAGAAGUGGGGGCAGGGUCACCUGCAAUGACAAAGCUGUUCAGAUGCCCUCUCCCCACCCUGCAGACUGUAAUAUUUGGUUUAGAUUAGGGCAAAUGAAAAACGAUGAGUAAAUAUUUUGAGUGUGAGUGUGACAAAAAGACGCACAGCCAUGAUCUGAACCACAAACACACACACACACACACACACACAAACACACACACACAUACACCCAUACAAAACUAAAACAAAUGCAACCACACACUUGGGAUUCCAUGCACGUACCUUACCAAACUCACCAGUGCCAAAACAGGAAUGAGGUAAAAGGAAGUCUAUCAAUACAGGGGCUCCAUGCUGCUGCUGUUCUCACACAUUAAUAGCACACUGUGGGUAACGUCACCCAUGGGGAAAAUGACUAUUGUUAUUAUAUUAUUAUUAUUAUUGGUGACGUCACCCACUUGCUCCCACAGAAACUCUCCUUCUUGAAGGGUUUUAUGUCUUAGGGCUGUCGAAGGAAAGCUAAAGCAAAACAAGCGCAUUGGCUCAGUUGAUUCCAUUUCUUGCUCUGUUUACGUUCUGUAUUUGGCACAGUUUGGUAAAGGGUGAUGGGAAACCCUCAUUCAUUUAUUUAGAAGCCCCCUACCCCCUCCCCUUCCUGUUAACCCCCAGUGCAUGUACACUCAGGCUGGCAUUCACAGAGACAGUUGGGACAGUUGCUGUAUUACUUACUGUUUUGUUCCUUAGUUACCUUUGUGUGAUGAUGUUACCGGUUCCACACAGCACAAAGUAUUCUUUUAAAUUUGCCUUAAGAUGUUGAGAAAUCACAUUGGGUGCUGUGAUGUUUUCAUUUCAAAUAGGCACGGGCGCCUGUUCGGACAUUCAGAGGUUUUUGUUCUCCUGUCAGAGUAGAUGUAAUAAAAGUAGAUCAAACUAAGGCAAAUUUGUUUCAAAUUAUAAUCCGCCUGCGUCACCUCUCCAGCUGUCUGUGUGCGUGUCUAACAACUGUCUGUAUUAUCUCUGCGACAUAGUGAGAAUGUAACACGCGCUACAUUUUCCUAGACGGCAUCCCGCUACAGCAGGCCAGGGCUGCAUUUGUAUUGUUGUCCCCUUCCCUCGUUCGCUUCAUCUCCCCGUAGACUUUCUGCUAGUAAGGUGAAGGAGGAGUCACAGAGAAAGAGGAAUUUAGACAAUCUGAAUCCUAUUACUCUCUCCACGACUGCACUGAUUCUACCGGCGUCCCUCCACAUUAGUUGGAUUAUUUAUGUGAAGAUUUAGUGACAGAAUACCAGCCGCUCUGUUGAGAACUUGUUUUCUUCUCUUUUUUUUCCCCUUUUCUUUCUUUUUUUUUUUUUUUUUAUCUGACACAGCGGGGCGGACACUCUCCCCACCCCUUCGGUAUACCUUUUUAGUUUGUGGGAUGGAAAUGGAUUGCUUGAAUAUGUUUUCUUUCUUUUUUUUUUUUUAUUUCCUGAAACAAUAAGUAUGGGGUUUCCAGUAUGUGUCCAGAUUUUAACUAAUGUAUGUCUGUGUCGUUGUCUUUCUGCUACUGUGGAAGGGUGAGCAGGAUUCAGAAUUCUCAAUAAACUUCUAUUUUCUUUUCAUA
Myripristis murdjan (pinecone soldierfish) is the source of this 2446-nucleotide messenger RNA. It is a transcript of the gene csnk2b, whose product is annotated as casein kinase 2, beta polypeptide. NCBI's taxonomy places the organism in Eukaryota, Metazoa, Chordata, Actinopteri, Holocentriformes, Holocentridae. Gene Ontology annotation, cellular component: cytoplasm; protein kinase CK2 complex. Gene Ontology annotation, molecular function: protein kinase regulator activity. The transcript is spliced from 7 exons. The record is from RefSeq and is a predicted model, not a curated record. The coding region runs from base 144 to 791 and encodes 215 amino acids.